This is a messenger RNA of Mercurialis annua (annual mercury), 1626 nucleotides long. RefSeq lists its product as uncharacterized. The record is from RefSeq and is a predicted model, not a curated record. Bases 138 to 1577 code for a protein of 479 amino acids. Gene Ontology annotation, molecular function: glycosyltransferase activity. Lineage: Eukaryota; Viridiplantae; Streptophyta; Magnoliopsida; Malpighiales; Euphorbiaceae. The transcript is spliced from 2 exons.
AAACGCACUCAAACCAAAAGAAAAAACAACCCUGCAAAUGUGCUUGUCUACCUUUCCCACUUUCCUUCUCUUUUCAGCUAUUCAAUUCAACUAAAUUAUAUCAUCCCAUAAUACACCUAAAACUCAAUCAUUUUAAUAUGGCUUUCACUAACAAACCUAAGAAACCAAAUUUCUCCUCUAACUUCAAUCUUUGCACCUCUCUUUUUUUCAUUGUUCUUUUCACGGUUCCUCUUCUUUUUCUUCUUCAUUCCUCUAAUUCCCCGAUAUGCACUUCGCUUUCUUCGCGUAAUACGAAAUCAUGGUCCGGUGAUUUACGCGAUGCUGAAUUUUCAUGGAACCGUCUCUCUUUCGAUGAUGUUCCGGUUUUCAAGCUUAAGAUUGCGGUUUUUUCGCGUAAAUGGCCGAUUGGUACGACUCCAGGUGGCAUGGAGCGCCAUGCUUUUACGCUUCAUACCGCGUUAGCUCGACGAGGUCAUCAGGUUCAUGUGUUUACUUCUCCUGUGCUGGAAAAUGAGAAAUCUCAUAGUUCUUCUUCUGAUCCGAUUAUUCAUUGCCAUGAAGGCGAGCCAGGAAAGUGGAGAUAUAACAAAGCAUGGGAGCAAUUCGUAGAAGAAAAUAAACGGCGACCUUUUGAUGUAGUUCAUUCGGAGAGCGUAGCUCUUCCACAUUGGCUAGCUCGUAACGUUCCGAAUCUUGCAGUUUCAUGGCACGGUAUAGCACUCGAGAGCUUACAUUCGGACAUCUAUCAAGACUUAACAAGAAAACCAAACGAACCCAUUUCACCGCUUGUCAACACAAGUCUUUACGGAGUUUUACCGAAAGUUGUGAACGAAAUAAGAUUUUUCAGAAACUACGCUCAUCAUGUAGCUAUAAGUGAUAGUUGUGGAGAAAUGUUGAGAGACAUAUAUCAAAUACCAAGUAAAAGGGUUCAUGUAAUUCUCAAUGGUGUGGAUGAAAACGAUUUCGGACAAGAUUUGAGAUUAGCGGUUGAGUUUAGGUAUACAAUUGGUAUACCACAAAAUGCUAGUUUAGUGCUAGGAGUAGCUGGAAGACUAGUGAAGGAUAAAGGGCAUCCUUUAUUAUAUGAAGCCUUUUCUAUGCUAAAACAAAAGCACCCAAAUGUUUAUUUAGUAAUUGCUGGGUCAGGACCAUGGCAGCAAAGGUACAAAGAAUUGGGUGCACAAGUCAUAGUUUUAGGGUCUAUGAGUCCUACACAAUUAAGGGCAUUUUAUAAUGCAAUUGAUAUAUUUGUGAAUCCAACAUUGAGACCACAAGGGCUUGAUCUUACUCUAAUGGAGGCAAUGAUGAGUGGGAAAUCAGUAAUGGCAUCAAGAUUUCCUAGUAUUAAAGGAACAAUAGUUGUUGAUGAUGAAUUUGGCUAUAUGUUUGCACCAAAUGUUGAAUCAUUGGUUGAGAGUUUAGAAAAAGUUGUUAAAGAUGGAUCAAAAAGGUUAGCUCAAAGAGGUCAAGCUUGUAGAGAGUAUGCUGUUUCCAUGUUUACUGCCACCAAAAUGGCAUUAGCAUAUGAGAGAUUGUUUUUUUGUAUCAAAAAUGAAACUUUUUGUUCCUACCCUUAAUUAACCUUUAUAUUUAUAUAUGUAUUCUAUAGUGAUUCUUUUUGGUUUA